CGGUGGACAGCGACGUUUUCGCACUAAGCCAACGAUCUAUUACGGUAAACAGGACCGGAACUGGAAACUACGCUUGCAACAAGCUUUCGGGUCUCCUAGACGUCCAUGCAGUCUGGACAGCUCCAGAAUUUGCUAGUUUCUUUCAUCUCAUCGAGCAUGGCGCACCAGAAGUGGAACCAAUGGCUACAGCCGGGAUUGUCGCUGUCUAUCCAUCCUUCUUUAUCUUUCUUUUAAGUCUUGGUAGUACGAUUGACUGCGACUGCUACAAAAGGAGUCAUUCUCGUCGCUGCUCGAACCAUCCACUCCCAUGCAAACGUUGUCUUGGACUUCCCUGAUAGGAGGCGAGUCUCUUGACGUCGUAGCUUUCCUUUCUUGCCAUUUUCUGUACGUUUUUAACCUUCCGUUUUUCUAUAAAUCAAUCUGCAGUGAGAAUUUCACCUUCACGAGAUGGCAGCAGUCGUCUGUCUCUCGUGUUCUGUCCUUGUGUUGGAUAUGAGUUCUGUGCUGCAAAGAGAUGUGCAAAAAGUGGCGUAUCUUUCUCUGCGUGGAUGAAUGUUAAGGUUUAGAGUGCAACUUCCCAGACCCGCCCACUUUUGAUGACAAGUCGCUCGAUUCUAUCCGUUGCUCGUAGAGGUGAAUAAAGAAAUCUGCAUGGUACAGUAGAGUAAGGCAUAGGCCGUGCAACCAACGUACAACGGUGAUUGCUUGCGUUGUCUAUGUAACGCCGCACGAUUGUUAUGAUUUCGCAUUGGCAGGAUAGUCGAGGCUACUGUCUAAACAUACGGGAAAAAGUGAGAAAACGCAGCGUCAACUGGAAGAGCGUCCUGUCCCGAAAAGGUACGACACAGUGCUUGCUACUGCAACAAACCGCGUCGCGGUUGAUGACCAAUUCGUUCCGUGGUAAGAAGCGAAACUUCAGCUGUCCACCUCUAGGCGGUGUCCACGGUCGGGCGACGUUACCCUACCCGUCAUCAGUUUGCAUGACUGCAGCCUUGGUUUGAGUAGGUCGUCUGUUUGUCUCUAGAAUCAACGAAUCGAGGGAAUGUGCUAGUGCUGACAGCAAGACCUUGUCGAUCAUUGUCACUGCACUGUUUCUCUACUCUAGACGUACGAUUUUGUUGCAACAUCGACUUGUGAUCUCAUUUCCGUUUGAGCAUGUCGGAUGAAUAUGAGCGAUACGUUACUCGCAACAUCGUGGAACUUGUUGAAACGUUGCGUCCGUCGUUGCUAUUAGAACAUUCGGUCGCCAGUAAUCUUGUGACUAUGCAAGAAGCUCGCAAACUAAGACAAUGUUCUACAGAGCAAGACAGAGCGCGAAUGCUGCUCUACGAUAUCCUGCCAUACAAAGAAAACGCUGUCGAUCAAUUUUGCGAGGUGCUCAAACGAGCAGAUCAGUCGCAUAUCGCUAGAGACGUUAUGAAGAGAGGAGGCGUGGUUUGUACAGAUGAGUGUGCAAGUAAUCUGCAGACAGGACGGCAACACAUUAGAAGAGAAGUUAUGGGUAAAGAAGAUGUAGUGGAGAGUGCAAAGUGUAGCAUCAAAGUUGGUGUGAGUGGUCAGAAAGGGUCGAGUCAACGAUUUGUGUCAUCACCGUGCCGACCGUCUGGUAGUCGAUGUGAGAGUGAGAGGAAAGAGGGAACUGCAGCACGUGACUUAGAAGUUGUGAAAACUGCAGUGUGUAGUAGGAAAGUCAAUGCAAGCGUAUGUCGAUGGUCGGAAGAAGAAAGUGUGAGGUCGACAGAUUUCAGUCGUCAUGACGACUGCAAAGAGUCUGCAGCACUGGAUGUGUGUGGGGAGAGGAAGACUGAGUCACUCACAGAACAAGUAGAAAGUGAAGACGAAGAAGAAACGUUAUCAUGUCUAGAUGCAGAAGUGACAACAUUUUUGCGUGAUCCAGUGGAAACAUCAGGGGGAAGUGAAGAGCCACCAACCGUCAGUACCGAUGUAACUAGUGAGGCUGCUGGUGUGUGUGCACAUGCAUCAUCUUCACUCGCAUCAGAAGACGAGUCGUGGCCUGCCAUUCGAAGGAAUCAUGAUUUCCUUUUCCGACGUCUUCGUUUCAGUCAGGAAUUUCUUCGUCGUCUCUAUGAGCAACGUUUCAUAUCAAACGAUGAGUUUGGGUCUCUUCGUCGCAGCUCUCUCACUCAGGAAGCAUAUAAACAUCAUCUUCUCGUUGAUAUUCUUCCCAGCAAGCCAAUGAGUAUGUUUCCAGCAUUCUGUAACAUUCUUCACAGUGUGGGUCAAUCAGAUGUUGCCGUAAAGCUGGAGGAGAAUGUUGUACAUGACAAUCGUUUGUUACAAGAGACUAGACAUCAACGAAAUAGAAGUUUAUCAGUGAAAGUGGAGACAUUGACAGCUCAAGUUGCUCGACUAGAAAGAGAGAAAACAGCAGCGUGUAAGCAAACUGAAGAAGAAAGGAAACGAAGUCAUGCAGAAAAGUUACGUGCUGAUGCUGGAGAUUGGACAAAUUUGGCUUUUCGUUGUGACAAAGCACAAGAUGUUAAGAGGAUGAAGAUCAAUGACAGUCUGCCAUCAUGGACACAGUGGAAUGUACACAUGCCUCAUUACAGGUUGUCAUAUAAUAGAAUGGGAGAGAUUGAAGGCAGACUAGUGGUAGGAGGUUAUGAUGGUAAUCUGCAUGUUCUCACUUAUGAACAUGAUAAGUGGGACAAGUUUGUCAGAAAGAAUGGUGACAUCAUGAAUGUAGUGUGUCAUCAAGGUGUGUGUCUGGUGUGUGUGGAGGAUGGAGAUAAAGAUCAGUUAGUGAUUGAACAAUUUUAUUUGAAUGAAGACAAGAAAUGGCGUUUCCUCACAGUUCUACCAAAUGAACUGCAGUUGGAUGGUAUAUCUGUUGCUCUUCAUGACAACUCACUGUAUGUGGUGGGUGGUGUGACUAAGUCAGAGGAGGCAGUGAACACAGCACGUGUGUGUGACCUUCACAGCGGUCAUUGGUAUAAGAUGGAUGACAUGCAAACAAAACGUAGUUUUUGUUCUUCUGUUAUUAUAAACAACACAGUGUUUGUAGGGGGAGGAGUGACUGAUGGAGAUUACUCUAGUAAUAUUGUUGAGUGUGCAGAUGUUCGUGAUAGAAAAUGGAGAACAAUCCCCUCUACAACCACAUAUAGACCUACACUAACGUCAGUCAGUAACAGACUGGUGGGGACUGGAGGAAUGACACAACAGGGGUAUUCUUCUUAUUCUAAUAUUGUAGAAUUAUAUGAUGAGAGAUCUACCAAAUGGCUUCCUCUUCCACUCAUGACACACAAACGGAUCUUCCAUGCUGCAUUCUCAACUCAGAAUGGAGAACUCAUCACAGCAGGAGGGUUGGGUGGCUAUUCAAUAGAAAGUCUUAAGUGUGACUAAUAUUUGCAUUUUCUUUCAAUUUGUGUGUAUUUGUUAUAUUAUAAUCUCUAGUGUUUGUAUAAAGACAAUUUGGUGUGAAAUUUAGUGUGUGUAACAUAAACUAGAUCGUGAACGUUGUUUUCUUAAUUAGUAGUCACGUGAUUUGCAUUUUGAACGAGCAGUGGUGAAGUGGAAAAAGGAAUGCAAGCGUUGAA
Messenger RNA from Corticium candelabrum, 3557 nucleotides. RefSeq lists its product as uncharacterized. The coding region runs from base 1156 to 3363 and encodes 735 amino acids. The record is from RefSeq and is a predicted model, not a curated record. The transcript is spliced from 7 exons. Gene Ontology annotation, biological process: regulation of apoptotic process. Gene Ontology annotation, molecular function: protein binding. Lineage: Eukaryota; Metazoa; Porifera; Homoscleromorpha; Homosclerophorida; Plakinidae.